AUGGCUACCGAUGCAAACAUCAAUAUCACCUCUGCGUCUCUGCGUGGAAGCCCGUCCGAUCGCAUUAUCAAACCACGUCCCCGGAAGGACUCUUUACAGUCGAUUUCGGGUUCAGAUACUCACCCAGGGCGCGUAGUGAAGCCUCGUGCGCGCAAAUCGCCAGGUUCUGGAGCUAAGAGGUCCGAACCAGCGAAGCGCAAAUUUAUCUGCUCGUUCUCCCACUACGGCUGCGACGUCGCUUUGAGCUCCAAGAACGAGUGGAAGCGGCAUGUCUCCAUUCAGCACCUUCAGCUGGGAUUCUAUCGCUGUGACGUCGGCUCAUGCAACCCCGACCUGAACACCAAUGUUCCCAAUCACAAGCGAGUCUACAAUGACUUCAACCGUAAGGAUCUUUUCACCCAGCAUCAUCGACGCAUGCACAAGCCAGAGACUGGCCCAGGCUCAGGCCCCAUUGUACCCGGUAACGCCGGCGACAAGGACUGGAGAGCCUUCGAAGAUAGCCUUGAAGAGGUCCGCAAUCGCUGCUGGAUGGAGAAGAGAAAACCUCCGCAGCGUAGUACCUGCGGCUUCUGUGGCAGGGUCUUUGAAGGCGACGGCAGUUGGAAUGAGCGUAUGGAGCACGUCGGAGGCCAUUUCUCCCGUGACAUUGUCGAAGCCAAGGAAGAACGAGAAGACGAAGAUUUGACCAACUGGGCCCUUCAAGAGGGGAUCAUCAAAGACGCGGGUAAUGGUCGCCAUGUUCUUGUCGAUCAGCCUCCCACCAUCAGCGAUAGACCUUACUCGUCCAGGGACCGGGAUGUCGCCAUGACGGACGCUCCGAGCUCCGAUGGCCUCUCCCGCGAUCCUGAACAUUCCCCUUCGCUAAGUGCCUCGUCCCGAAGGCCAGAAUCAGAAAGCAACUAUCCCAAGCUCGAUAGCCCCCGCGAAGCUCGACGACUAAGCAAUACUAUGAGCCCCAACGGAACACCUCGCGCCCCUUCCGUGCCAUUGCUCCAGCCCGCACCUGGAAGCUCAGCUGCUGGACAAGCAAUCGCUCCUGCGCUUGCAGCCGCCGCCCUUGGAUCUGCCACAGUACCUGAUUCGCCCGAGAGCAAGCUCCAACCUCCUCCAACACCCCCCGAACGACGUGGUUAUAAUCUCGCACCCCCCCCGCUGCAAGGAGCAAAAGGGGCCUCCGGCACUGUUGCUCAAGGUGAUUCGGGGAGUGGGGAUCGACUAGAAGAUCUUAUCAAUCAGCUGAUCAGACCCAAGCCUCCCAAGACGCAUCGCCGCCUUACGUGGAAAUGUGAUUGUAAUUUGGAAAUGUCGGUUGACAUUGACGACGCAGACCGACAAGCCAUUGAAAGCCUCCAAGACAUCAGCAUCAUCUGCAGCAAAACAUCGAAUCCGUAUCUGAAGGUCGCAAAGACUGGAAAGUAUCACGUGGUUGCGUGCGACGAGCUUGCUGGAUACAUUUGGAAAAACUCGAAGCAGUCAGUCGAGCAACACAACCGUCCCAGCGAAGUCCCUGUCAGCUAG
Fonsecaea erecta is the source of this 1518-nucleotide messenger RNA. RefSeq lists its product as hypothetical. NCBI's taxonomy places the organism in Eukaryota, Fungi, Ascomycota, Eurotiomycetes, Chaetothyriales, Herpotrichiellaceae. The record is from RefSeq and is a predicted model, not a curated record. The transcript is spliced from 2 exons. Gene Ontology annotation, molecular function: DNA-binding transcription factor activity. The coding region runs from base 1 to 1518 and encodes 505 amino acids.